AUGAGCGUUUGUUUAACAGUCACAAAAAGUAUCGCCUUGGUUUCUGCAGGAUUGAACUCCGGACUCUGUUUUGGCGGAGUGUUUCAACCAAAGGAUGCCGUUAGUGGUAAGGCCAUUAACAUUAACACUACUGGUCGUGAGAUAGCUAUUGGACUUCUAAGUUCGUUAUCGGCAGCCUUUUAUGGGGCCAGUUACUUUGGUGCUCCCACACAGUGGAAGCACCCUUACCUACUCUACGCUGGUGCGCUAGCAUUCGUAUCUGUCGGUGCCACUGCCGUGAAGCUUGCCAAGCGUGCGAUCUGCCACCCACGUGACAAUCACGCGACUCCAUCCGCUUCCUCUGGCAACGAGAAGCAAGCGUCGACGGAUGAUGCUGCAGACGCUAUUUCCUCCAACGACCAUGAUUCGCAAGAGGAUUCGGUUGUGUUGGUCUCGGAGUCGAGCAACCACAGUGCAGGCGAAGAACAACAGCACAAAUCCGAUGGAAAUGCUGAUACUGAAGCUCUAUUACCAAGCAAGACACAGUCAGAACCUUUGAAAAAGAAAUCCAAGUGCUGUUGUUCUCCUCUGGCUCCAUUCACAUCAGAUUGCGUACUAGAUGUCGUGCGCACGGUGUCAUCCGUUGGCCUACUACUACUCGGUACUAUUGGUGGUCUAGGGGAACCUUUAGCCUUGUUGUGA
This is a messenger RNA of Kluyveromyces marxianus DMKU3-1042, 681 nucleotides long. RefSeq names its product Atg33p (gene ATG33). The record is from RefSeq and is a predicted model, not a curated record. The transcript has a single exon. Bases 1 to 681 code for a protein of 226 amino acids. Lineage: Eukaryota; Fungi; Ascomycota; Saccharomycetes; Saccharomycetales; Saccharomycetaceae. Gene Ontology annotation, biological process: autophagy of mitochondrion. Gene Ontology annotation, cellular component: mitochondrion.